AUGGUUCCCAGUGUGGAUCCAGCUUCCGAUCGGAAUCCAGAUCCAAUGUGCCCACACCGUGACUUGCGCCUAGACUCGAAUGUUUUUGGAAUAUUAGAACCCCUCGGCCGUUUUCUCGAGAACGCACCAACUUGUCUUGGUUGGGUUACCAUGGCGAUAGAAAAAUCCGAGGAAGCCCCGCUCCUGAUAGUGCCUCAAGUUACCCUCCAGGUGCAACAGUCGGUUGAUCCACCGACAUGGAACUCCCCAACUCGUACGGGUGCUUCCUUUCACUUUCUACAACGAGCUACUAAUCCAUGUUACGAAAGUCCGGGCAGGGAUGGAGAGCCCGUUGAUGGCGCCCGCUAUGUGGAGAGACUAGUCGCCAAUUCUCUCGAAGUGGUGGAAGAUUCGGGCUCCCCGGUGGCUUUCCAACGAGCCCAGCAGUGGUUGUCAUUCUGUGAGGAAAAUCACGAAGCCUGCAAGCCCCCAAAUCCGGAUUUUUUCCCUCGACGUCUGGUCAACAUGGGAUCAUGGGAUGGUUCGCACGAGCCAUUCCUCUAUGAGCCCACCACGCCUGUCCUCCUAACAACAACAACCGACAACAUCAAGUCCUGUUAUGAAAAGAUCACAAUAACAACACUGCCACUUGCCCUUCAGGAUGCCAUCAUGGUGUGUCGAAACCUCAAAAUCCCCAAUCUCUGGGUUGACUCCUUAUGCAUCAUCCAAGAUGAUAUAGUCGCCUGGUUGCACGAUGCGUCUACAAUGUACGAUGUUUAUCUGAAUUCACAUCUCACGAUUACCGUCAUGGAGCCAAACUCGUGCAAAUCAAGAUUCCUGAGCAAACAGCGGUUUGGUGACCCCAGUUGGCAACAGCUGUUCCACCCAUCCAUGUCGGACUCUAGAAACGGAACUCCAUCCAUGGAUGGCUUGAUACGCCCAGGUGAAUUCAAACCUAGAUCUUAUGAGGACCGAUCUUCUCUUAACCAACGCGGAUGGUGUUUGCAGGAGUCGCUGCUGCCCAACCGCAGACUCUGUUAUGACGGCAAUGAAAUGAUCUGGGAGUGUGUCUGUCGCCAGCUCUGCGAGUGUGGACAUGUGGUGCCGCCCCAAGUGCCAAGGGAUACGAUUCCGGGCUAUAUCAAGCUUGGGGCAUUGUUUAAAACCCACGUUCUGAGGGGCAGUUAUCCUUCGAAUGGUUUAAACUUUCUAGAAUGGCACCGGGCUAGGUCGACUUGGCGGAUGAAGCUACCGCCACACAAAGUACCAUAUCAGAGAUGGAGGGACCUCGUCAUGGAUUAUACCUAUCGGACUCUGAGCAAAAAACAUGAUAGGCUGCGGGCCCUUUCAGGGUUGGCUAGGAUGGUUUGGACUAACCUACGGCAUGAAGAUGAAACUUCGGAACUGUACCUCGCUGGGCUUUGGAGAAAGGAACUUCUUUUUGAUCUGUGCUGGCAAGUUAGACCACUAGAUGAAGUGGCUGAGCCCCCUGAGACUGGAGUGGAGAGUCCGGAAGAAGCCGGUUACCAUAUCCCGAGCUGGUCAUGGGCCUCUGUCGAAAGGCCCGUCACUUACAAAUUUGCCUUGCCCUUGGAGGGCUGGAAAUAUAAGCCCUCCCUUGUCGACGAAUGUGUUGUGGAGAAUGUCUCCUGCCAGAAUGAGAUACCAGAAGGCCCUACGAGCGCUGUUAUUGAAGGUUCCAUUGUCCUGAACGGUUCCUUUGCCCCUGUUAAGCUGAUACGAGGCGAAAAAGAAUUGGACAAAUUCCGGAGAAAGACGGGCUUCCCUACCAGUGGGGAAAUGGGCGCUUUUCACGAAGAGGAGGUAGAACUAGACAGACCUGAGCUGGAUCGGCCCAAUGGCCAUUAUUACUGCUUCAGAUUGUUUUCCUGGCUGACCAGAAGGAUGGGCUCGCAAACAUGGUUCCGAGUGUUGGCCGCGUCGACACAUCAGACAGGUGCCUUUGAGCGUAUAGGCAUUUGGCAUUUGCAUGUCCACCCCGAGGAAGAUACAUACUUUGCCAGGGUCUCCUGUCCAAUAUUUAAGGACGCCAAGUCUGCUAGUGUCAGAAUUAUUUGAAGCCGACAUUGUACCAUUCUGAGACAACAUGAUCACAUACCUAGCAGCAUCGAAGUGGGUCUGCAAGUAGAUCCCAUCACCAACUCAACAAAUAACAUUUGAUUGACUAUUAUAUUCCCCCCCAAACACCAAGCAAGUCGGCUGGAUGGUGUAGUUGGUUAUCACGUAUGCUUCACACGCAUAAGGUCCUGGGAUCGAGCCCCAGUCUAGUCACUUCUUUUUGUUUUUUCCCGCACCCCAACGCAGCUUAGCGUCGGAAAGCUUUAGACAGUUUCAGAAAACAUCGAAUGAACCCCCCGGUUCAACCAUAAUUUCUAAAUCUUGUUCUAUAUGUCACCGUGAUGAGAACAGCACUGUGCC
Molecule: messenger RNA, 2418 nt
Organism: Aspergillus sclerotioniger CBS 115572
Lineage: Eukaryota; Fungi; Ascomycota; Eurotiomycetes; Eurotiales; Aspergillaceae
Exons: 4
Coding region: 1-2058 (685 amino acids)
Source: RefSeq, a predicted model, not a curated record